This is a messenger RNA of Penicillium brasilianum, 1431 nucleotides long. Lineage: Eukaryota; Fungi; Ascomycota; Eurotiomycetes; Eurotiales; Aspergillaceae. The record is from the annotation of a GenBank genome assembly.
AUGGCACCCUCCAAAAUUGAUAUAACCCACUUGCCGUCAACAGAUUGCCCGGUUAUUGAGCGGCAUCUUGAACAGCAUCUUGAUUCAAGCGAUAAAGACCACUUGCUUCAUCGCUCGUUCAUCGACACGCCCGCUCUGGUAGAACGAGCGGAGGGUGUGAACUUAUUCCUUGCCGAUGGAAGGAGAAUCAUCGACGCCUGCGCAGGCGCAGCGGUAGCCUUAAUCGGACAUGGAAACAAGGAAGUUCAUCAAGCCAUCGUCAACCAACUACAAAAAGUCAGCUACGUGCAUACACAGUCAUACACUACCGAGUCCGCGGAAGAUCUUGCAAAUCUCAUCUUGCGAGGGAGUCCACACGGUCUCGAAAAGGCCUUCUUCGUUGGAAGCGGCAGUGAAGCCGUUGAAUCCGCCUUGAAACUCGCACGCCAAUACUAUUUUGAAAUGAACGAGCCCGAGAGGCUACAUAUCGUCUCACGACGACAAGGUUAUCAUGGCAACACCAUGGCUACCAUGUCGAUCUCUGGAAAUCUUGCCCGCAAAGUCCCUUUCGAAGGCUUCUCGUAUACGCAUACAUCGCAAGUCUCGCCCGCUUUUGCUUAUCGGUAUAUGCAGGAAGGUGAAACGGAAGUUGAGUAUACGGCACGACUUCUUCAAGAGCUUGAGGAGGAGUUCCUUCGCGUGGGCCCUCACAAAGUCAUGGCCUUUAUCGCAGAGCCAGUGGCUGGAUCUGGCAUUGGCUGUGUCGUUCCGCCGACCGGUUACCUUGCCGGAAUUCGCGCCUUGUGUGACAAAUACGGCAUCCUGCUAAUAUUCGACGAGAUCAUGUGUGGUGUAGGCCGUACCGGCACAUUCUUCGCCUUUGAGGAAGAGGGGGAUGCUGUACCCGAUAUCAUGACUAUUGCAAAAGGCCUCGGAGGUGGAUACGCUCCAAUCUCGGGUGUUCUUGUCCACAAGCGAAUUGUCGAUGUCCUCCGCCACGGAUCAAAGGCAUUUAACCAUGGCCAUACAUAUCAAGCCCAUCCCACAUCUUGUGCAGCUGCAUUGGCAGUCCAGAAAAUUGUUGCGAGAGAUGAACUGAUUCCUAGAUGUGCGACCAUGGGAAAGAUCUUGGAAUCGAGGCUUCGGACCGAGCUGCAGGAUUGUUGGUCCGUUGGAGACAUCCGCGGAAGAGGAUUAUUUUGGACUGUAGAAUUUGUUAAGAACAAGGAGACGAAGGAGCCAUUCGACCCAGAUAUUCACUUUGGGGGGCGUGUUCAACAAGCUGCAUUCGACAAAGGAGUCGCGCUCUACCCUUGUAGUGGAACGGUGGACGGUAAAAAGGGUGACCAUCUAAUGCUUGCGCCACCUUUCAUUAUUACCGAGGGGGAGCUAAGGACUGUCUGCAAAGUCCUGAGGGAUGCUAUUGAAUCUCAACAACGGCUGUUAUCAUGA